This is a messenger RNA of Exophiala mesophila, 399 nucleotides long. RefSeq lists its product as uncharacterized. Gene Ontology annotation, molecular function: carbohydrate:proton symporter activity. The transcript is spliced from 2 exons. Lineage: Eukaryota; Fungi; Ascomycota; Eurotiomycetes; Chaetothyriales; Herpotrichiellaceae. Gene Ontology annotation, cellular component: membrane. The record is from RefSeq and is a predicted model, not a curated record. Gene Ontology annotation, biological process: carbohydrate transport; transmembrane transport. The coding region runs from base 1 to 399 and encodes 132 amino acids.
AUGGGCCUGGCCGCAGCGAGCCAUUUUAUCGUCAAUGUGGGCAGUAGGUUCUCUCAGACUCCGUGUCGCGCAGCCAAAUACUUCAUCUGCUGCCAGAACCAAUAUUGGGAUACUGACCCGUUCACCAUCUUUUCAGUAACCGAAGCGGGACCGAGCGCCUUUGCAAACAUUCGAGAGAACUACUACUACGUCUUUGUCGCGUGUUCGUUCUUCUUCCUCGUUGUCGCCUACUUCUACUUCCCGGAAACCAAACACAAAACGCUUGAAGAGAUCGCUGCUGCCUUUGGCGACAAAGUGGUAUUGUUGACCGAGACCGAACUUGCGGCCGAGGACGAGGCGUUGGGUCACAAAGUGGACGAGAUGCGAGUAGAGAGGGCCGUAGAGGAUGGCCGUGGCUAG